AUGUGUAAGAGGUUCGAGGAUGGGCUAAUUGAAGACAUCAAUCUGCUAGUUGGGAUUUUAAAGUUGAAAGAGUUUGUGGUAUUGGUCGAUCGAGCUUGUAAUGCUGAAGAACUGAGCAACGAGAAGAGAAAAGCUGUGGAUGAAGCUAGAGAUGUAAGAAAGAAGCCAAUGAGUAAUGUGAGAUAUAAUAGACCUGAGUGUCAGCAUUGUGGUAAACAACGUUUCAGGAAGUGUUGGACAAUUUGCCGGGCUUGUUUCAAAUGUGGUUCCCGAGAACAUUAUAUUAAGGAUUGCCCAAAAAGGGUUGAAGAAGGAAAAUUUCAGAGUGCCAGACAGACUAGUGCUGCUAAUAGAGGUAGACCUCUGAGAAAUACUGGAAGUGGAGCUAGCAGUCGAAGUGUGACAAAGGAAUCAACUGGUAGAUCGGAAGCUAGAGUACCUGCUAUAGCUUAUGCCAUACAUGCUCGGGAAGAGGCGUCAUCUCCUGAUGUGAUCACUGGGUUUGAAGCUUAUCUUGCUUAUGUAUUAAACACUAAAAUGUCUGAGUCGAAGCUUGAAUCAGUACUGUCAGUCUACGAGUUCCCGGAUGUAUUUCCAGAAGAAUUGCCGGGGUUGCCUCCGAUUAGAGAGGUAGAGUUUGCUAUUGAUUUAUUACCUAGAACUGCACCAAUUUCGAUCUCUCCAUACAGAAUGGCUCCGACUAAAUUGAAUGAAUUAAAAGCUCUGUUGUAA
Messenger RNA from Gossypium arboreum, 732 nucleotides. RefSeq lists its product as uncharacterized. Lineage: Eukaryota; Viridiplantae; Streptophyta; Magnoliopsida; Malvales; Malvaceae. The record is from RefSeq and is a predicted model, not a curated record. The transcript has 3 exons. The coding region runs from base 1 to 732 and encodes 243 amino acids. Gene Ontology annotation, molecular function: zinc ion binding; nucleic acid binding.